AUGGUGUGGGAAAAUCAGACCUUCAACUCUGUCUUCAUCCUGCUGGGAAUCUUUGAACACAGCCCCACCCACACCUUCCUUUUUUCUCUGGUCCUGGGCAUCUUCACAGCGGCCUUCACGGAAAAUAUUGCCAUGGUUCUCCUCAUCUACUUAGACAAACAGCUCCACACCCCCAUGUACUUCCUCCUCAGUCAGCUGUCCCUCAUGGACCUCAUGCUCAUCUGCACCACUCUACCCAAGAUGGCCUUUAACUACUUGUCUGGGAAGAAAUCUAUCUCUCUGGCAGGUUGUGGAACUCAGAUAUUCUUCUAUGUGUCCCUGCUUGGAGCUGAAUGUUUCUUGUUGGCUGUCAUGGCUUACGACCGCUAUGUGGCUAUAUGUCACCCUCUUCGAUACACCAUCCUCAUGAAUCAGAAACUCUGCGUCUUCAUGACUGUUGCUUCCUGGACCUUGGGGUCUGUUGACGGCAUUAUAGUGCUUGUAGCUGUCCUGUCAUUUUCUUACUGCAGAUCUCUGGAAAUUCAUCACUUUUUCUGUGACGUUGCUGCCCUUUUACCUCUAUCCUGCACAGAAACAUCUGCAUUUGAAAAACUACUUUUUGUUUGUUGUGUGGUAAUGCUGAUCUUUCCAGUUUCAGUUAUCAUACUAUCCUAUUCCCGUGUCCUUCGAACCGUCAUCCACAUGGGCUCUGGGGAAAGUCGCCGCAAAGCCUUCACUACCUGCUCCUCCCACCUGUCUGUGGUCGGACUCUACUAUGGCGCUGCUAUGUUCAUGUACAUGAGACCAGCUUGUAAACAUGCACCAGACCAGGACAAGAUGGUGUCGGCCUUCUACACUAUUCUCACCCCUAUGCUGAACCCUCUCAUUUACAGUAUCCGCAACAAAGAGGUGUUCAGGGCACUACAGAAGGUACUGAAGAAAAGGAAGUUAAUAUGA
Messenger RNA from Cebus imitator (Panamanian white-faced capuchin), 936 nucleotides. RefSeq names its product olfactory receptor 2M4. Lineage: Eukaryota; Metazoa; Chordata; Mammalia; Primates; Cebidae. Gene Ontology annotation, molecular function: olfactory receptor activity; G protein-coupled receptor activity. Gene Ontology annotation, cellular component: membrane. Gene Ontology annotation, biological process: G protein-coupled receptor signaling pathway. The record is from RefSeq and is a predicted model, not a curated record. The transcript has a single exon. Bases 1 to 936 code for a protein of 311 amino acids.